Danio aesculapii is the source of this 5094-nucleotide messenger RNA. RefSeq names its product F-box and leucine-rich repeat protein 16 (gene fbxl16). The record is from RefSeq and is a predicted model, not a curated record. The transcript is spliced from 6 exons. Gene Ontology annotation, cellular component: SCF ubiquitin ligase complex. Gene Ontology annotation, biological process: SCF-dependent proteasomal ubiquitin-dependent protein catabolic process. Bases 336 to 1817 code for a protein of 493 amino acids. Gene Ontology annotation, molecular function: protein binding. NCBI's taxonomy places the organism in Eukaryota, Metazoa, Chordata, Actinopteri, Cypriniformes, Danionidae.
GUGGGAGGCAAGCUUUGUGUGGAGAAACAGAAUGAACGGGCUGUUAUUUUAGGCUAGGGCAUUAAUUCGCUUGUUUAAUAUUCCCUUCCAUACACAUAUAAAGUGAUAUUUCCCGGCUUUCGCUACUGAGAAAAGGUUUACAUCUCUAUGGCAACAUCGACAUAUCAAAUUAUCAUCACCUCCGCAAGGAAAUAACGGGCAGGGCUGCUGCUGCUGCUACUGGUACUGCUAUAUUUAUUUAUUUUCCCUCAUGCGUCCUGCAACGUUGUGGGAAACGCGAUCGAGCCAGGCAGAGAUAGCACUAUAUGAUGGAUUAAUGGUCGUGUGAGCUGCAUAUGAAAGAAAGGCUUCCAAUGCUGAAUAUGUCCACUCCCAGUGACCUCAAGUCUCCUUGCGUGACGCGGAACGGCAUGGUCAAGCUGCCCCCCCAGCCCAACCGCCUCGGUUCGGCCAGCAUCACUAAAGGCACUCCAGCUGCCAAGAAUCGCCUGUGCCAGUCAUCCUCCGUGCCCACCAUCUUGCCUCCGCCUAGCCUCCCAUAUCACCUGGAUCCCUUGCCCACAGCAGCCUCGCUGCUUGGCCCAGACCUAGACACGAGCCCUGUGACUGCGAUCAAACCCCCUCUCCGGCAAUUCCCCAAACCCCUACUGGAGAGACAACUGGUACUGGACGAGAAGGUGCUAAACCGGCUCUUAUGGUACUUCACCACAGCAGAAAAGUGUAUUCUAGCCCAGGUGUGCAAGACAUGGCGAAAAGUGCUCUACCAGCCCAAGUUCUGGGAGGGGGUGACGCCAAUCCUCCAUGCCAAGGAACUCUACACUAUCCUGCCCAAUGGGGAGAAGGAGUUUGUUAGCCUGCAGGCGUUUGCACUCAGAGGCUUCCAGGCCUUCUGUCUGGUGGGGGUCUCGGAUUUGGACAUUUGUGAGUUCAUCGACAACUAUCCGCUGUCAAAGAAGGGAGUGAAGUCUGUCAGCCUUAAGAGGUCGACCAUAACGGAUGCAGGACUUGAGGUGAUGCUGGAGCAGAUGCAGGGCCUGAUGCACCUUGAACUCUCCGGGUGCAAUGACUUCACGGAAGCCGGCCUGUGGUCCAGCCUGAACGCGCGGCUUACCUCGCUCAGCGUCAGCGACUGCAUUAACGUGGCAGACGACGCCAUUGCUGCCAUUUCUCAGCUCCUUCCCAACCUAUCAGAGCUCAGCCUGCAGGCCUACCAUGUGACCGACACAGCCAUGGCCUACUUCACCGCCAAGCAAGGCUACACCACCCACACGUUGCGUCUGAACUCCUGCUGGGAGAUCACUAACCAUGGCGUAGUCAACAUGGUGCACAGCCUGCCCAACCUCACCUCCCUAAGCCUGUCCGGGUGCUCGAAGAUCACAGACGAUGGUGUGGAAUUGGUUGCCGAGAAUCUAAGGAAGCUCCGGAGUCUGGAUCUGUCCUGGUGUCCUCGCAUCACCGACAUGGCCCUGGAGUACAUCGCAUGCGACCUGCACAAGCUGGAGGAGCUGGUUCUGGACCGGUGUGUGCGGAUCACAGAUACUGGCUUGGGCUACUUGUCUACCAUGUCAACACUGAGAAGUCUCUACCUACGCUGGUGCUGUCAAGUGCAAGACUUUGGGUUACAGCAUUUAUAUGGCAUGAGGAGUCUUCGUCUUCUUUCUCUAGCAGGCUGCCCUCUGCUGACUACUACUGGUCUAUCAGGCUUGAUUCAACUGCAGGACCUGGAGGAGCUGGAACUGACCAACUGCCCGGGCGCCACCGCCGAACUCUUCAAAUACUACUCCCAACAUCUGCCACGCUGCAUGGUCAUCGAGUAGAGCGGAAUGAGUUUUUUGGGCACCAGCACCCACCAUAUCACCAAAACCUCCUCCUUCAGACUGAUGAUAAACCCUACUUCAUCCUGGACCCACAGGGAGAGAAAUAGAGAAAUUGAAAGGACGGGUUUUUUGAGGUUUUUUUUUUUUCCGGAAGGAUGAAAAUUGAAAGGUGGAAGAUAAAAAGGGAAAUCUGAGAGAAAAAAUUAUGUCGGAACGGGUCUGGACUGGCAAUAGAGAGGGAAAAUGUUCAAAGCGCAGUGGGUCAGAGGCUAGAUCUUUCAUUAAAUAACAUGACACAUGAGUCAGCCCCCACACAUACAUGAAACAUGUUCCUCCACUGAACUGUGAGACUAGCUUCCGUGUCUCAUCCAAAAACUGUUUAUCUUGAAGUGACAAAGGUGCGCGCUGCCUGUUUGAGCUGUCUCUCAUAUCCAGGGAAAGAUUAAGAGGACGUUUAAAAAAAGGAAAGAGGUUAAGGAGCCACUGCAACAGGGUCUCUUCGCUUUCGUCAAGCGGCAUCUGGGUUUCUCGCUCCAUUCAGUGGUGCUGCCACUCCAUCUUUGUGUCUUAUCAAAGAAAGAAAAAAAACUAGAGAUGAACAGCUACGUAGAUUUUCACAUCAACGCUACUUGCUUUUUUUGGUCAUGCGGUUCUCUUUGGUCGUUUUAAUUUUUAAAUAUUAUUUUUUUAAGUAUUAUUUUUGAUGAUAAGGAUUACUGUGAAACAUUUAUUGGUACGAGUUCGAGGUUUCAGACACUUUGAAUAAGAUGGAAAUCCAGGUACGGUGAAGGUACAGUAUUAAAAAGGUACUGUCCUUUGAAAGGAACCAGCAUAAUCAGAAGUCAGGAGGUUAUUUUUCUUCUCAGCAGAUCGCUCUUUUGAAGACAUUUCCAGAUAUUUUGAGUCGGGCUGCGGAUGGGAUCGGAACUGCUCAUACAUUUUAAUGUGGUUCAAAUGGACAGUGGUUUGUACAAACAAUAGCUUGGCUUUUUCACCUGCCUGUUUUUGUUUUAAUUCCAUUUUGAUGUCAAUUGAUAUUAGUGGCUUAUGUGCAGGUUUCCAUAUUAAUCCUGAUUCAAAUGAAGAUGAGAUCUCGGAAUGAUCCCAUAAUGCAGCAGGGGCCACACGAUGGCCUUUUUUAUUCACAGACUGAAACUGCACGUCAUUGCUUACUUGUCACCAGGCCAAACCAUUACAGCAUGGCAAUUCUACCAUAGUUUCUUACAUUACGGGCUCAGUGUCUCUUUCCGCCCGAGUGCUUUUAAAUACAUCUGAUGAAUACAGUUUACAGUGAUUUGCAUCAAAUGCAGAGGCAGGCCAGUGUAAUUAAAGUCAUCACAAGCAUCCCACACAAGCUUAUUGCAGUAGUCUCUCUUCAUCUAGCAGUUUUUACUUUCCCAUUAAGCAAUACCCAUAUGUCUUCUUUUAGAUUAGUAGCGCCUCUUUUCAUUUUCAGAGGUGCGGGGUUCUUCGACCUCAUAUUUGAGCUUAACUGGUGUGCCUACCUCAUUGUAUCAUGGGGUAUGUGGAAUACAGGUUCGCAGGGGAAUUCACAGAAACCAGCCAUUUAAUUUAUUUAUUUGUUUAUCCGCUUCAUAGCUUAUUUUGAACCCUGCAUUUGUCCUCUCAGGAGAAUUAUGUGCUGCUCAGAUCAUCUCAGAUGGGUCUGCUGUGAUGUUAAUUACCUUAAUGUUCACCUAUUUCACCUAAUCUCAAACUUAACACUUGCAAUCUGGCAAAAAAUAUGGCACAGUACACAUUUUAGAGUAUUAGAUGGGCAGAUAAUUGAAAUUAAAGCAUCCCUAACAAGUCUAACAAGUAAAAAUGUGUUUACAUCUGAGCUUUAUGAUCAUUUGUUAACAAAUUUGGGAGUAAUUUGCUAUUUUUUCUCUCUUCAGAAAAAAUGUGGGUAUGAAUUUUAAGAUGAAUUGACUUGACAUGACACAUUAAAACAGUGAGUUUGGCUAGUUAGCGCCCCUGUUGGUUGAUGAAUGAACUGAAUGCAAAAAAAAACAAAACAUAUUUAUACAUUGACAGCCUAAUUUUUUUAUGAAAUGAAUAUUAAAAUAAAUAUUUAUAAAGGGCAGAGGACCAUCAUGGCUUCUACAAAGAACCUUUUAGUUACCAUUUGUCAGUAAAGAUGCUUACUUUUUAAGAACUCACUGUUGAGCCAUUGUAUAUCCCUUUAGCUCAAAGAUAAAGCUAAUCUCACUCCAAAAAAGUGUGGAACAAAACAGGUGGAUUCUAUGCUAAGGUAAUUCCAGCAUCACGAAGUGGACACUACCCUUUCCCACCCUAAAUCCUACAGGCUGUAAAGAUAACAGAUUAUAUCUACUAAAAGACACAUUAGCAUAAUCAUUAGCACUCACCUCAGACAGUCGAUCUCUCUUCAUGUACAUAGCGGCCUGUUUAAUGGGAAGGUCAUAGCUAAUCAGCGUUAGCGGCUGCUGCUGCUUAUCCAGACGAGAUCCCUUGAGACUUUAACUGAAUUUAUCUUUUCGAGUUGUUGCAUAUUUAUUUGCUUUAGCUUAUCAUUGGUAGUGGGUUAAUUUAUUGACACGAUGCACAUAUUUAUUUAUUUAUAAAAUCUCUGAGGAUUAUGUGAGGCUGUUUUUAUUUAGAGUAGGAAUAUUUUUGGGCAAUUUAGGAGACAGGAAAUAAUGCAGGAAUUUGGGAUUUUGUCAGAUGGAUAGUUUUGGGUUUGACAGUUAAUUCUAACAUGUUUUUGGCGGGCAAAAUGUUGACACAGUAUGGACGGGCAAUAACUGGUUGACAGCCUAUCUGACAGUGAGUUGACCUACCUUUUAUACCCUCCAGCUGCCCAUUUUCUUGUGUUUAGUGACCUAGUUAAAUCUAUUUGCUUAAUCAAAUGGAUGCCAGUUGAGAGACGCUAUUAUAAAGCCUAGAAAUAUUGAUUAUCUCCAGAAGAGGAUGUUGAAUAGCACCAGUUCAUAUAACUGUACCUGCAUUUGGUUGUUUUGAGGUAUCCUGAUAACGGUUUGAAGACAUAUUGCAGUAUUUACACUCUCCAAUUGUCUAUUUAAGGAUGAGAAUGGCAUUUAUUUAAUAGCGAAGGUCUGAAGGAAAAUCCCAUCAAAGCGCCUUUUCGUUCCGUGUGUCUCCAUUGAUAACAUAAACAGAACCAUUUGAGAUGAAUGAAAUAAAGAGAGAUUAUUAAUAUAUCACUGAGACAUUUCAUAGUAUUUGAGGACAAUUAUAUUAAGCUGUCGGAGAUAUUGUAUUAAUCUUGUAUAAAUACUAUCGUUUUCAAUUCAAA